Molecule: messenger RNA, 549 nt
Organism: Recurvomyces mirabilis
Lineage: Eukaryota; Fungi; Ascomycota; Dothideomycetes; Mycosphaerellales; Teratosphaeriaceae
Gene: GPX2
Product: Glutathione peroxidase 2
Exons: 2
Coding region: 1-549 (182 amino acids)
Biological process (GO): cellular response to oxidative stress
Molecular function (GO): glutathione peroxidase activity
Source: RefSeq, a predicted model, not a curated record
AUGUCUUCCGCUACCACCUUCUACGACUUCACGCCCAAGAACAAGACGGGCAAACCAUAUCCUCUCACCGACCUAAAAGGCAAGGUCGUGCUCGUCGUCAACACCGCCAGCAAAUGCGGCUUCACACCUCAAUUCGAGGGCCUUGAGAAGCUCUACAAAGAACUCAAACCUUCCCACCCCGACUUCGAAAUCCUCGGCUUUCCCUGCAACCAAUUCGCCGCCCAAGACCCGGGCAGCAACGAAGAGAUCCAGGAAUUCUGCCAACUCAACUACGGCGUCUCCUUCCCCAUUCUCGGCAAAACCGACGUCAACGGCUCUAACGUUGAGCCCGUGUGGGAAUGGAUGAAGACGAGCAAACCAGGUCUCAUGGGUCUGACGAGGAUCAAGUGGAACUUUGAGAAGUUUCUGAUUGGGAGGGAUGGCAAGGUCGUGCAGAGGUGGGCGAGUACAAGUACACCUGCAGGUCUGAAGGGUGCGAUCGAAGGGGAGUUGAAGAAGGCUAAGCCUACAGGCACGAAGCCGGAGGCGCCCACGCCGACCACGAAAUAG